Messenger RNA from Akanthomyces muscarius, 1875 nucleotides. RefSeq lists its product as uncharacterized. Gene Ontology annotation, biological process: intracellular iron ion homeostasis; copper ion import; iron ion transport. Lineage: Eukaryota; Fungi; Ascomycota; Sordariomycetes; Hypocreales; Cordycipitaceae. Gene Ontology annotation, molecular function: ferric-chelate reductase activity. The transcript has a single exon. The record is from RefSeq and is a predicted model, not a curated record. Gene Ontology annotation, cellular component: plasma membrane. The coding region runs from base 1 to 1875 and encodes 624 amino acids.
AUGGCUCAAAAUCUCAUCCGCGGCGAAGCCACGAUCUCACGCUUGGACGUCGAGAACCCUUCGCCGAAUGGCACUCUCCAAAAUCACAGCCCAGGCACAACCAUUGCUCCAUUCACCGUUGGUCUUAAUGGAGUUCAUGUCAGCACAGACUUUCUCCUGUCGCACGUCUUGCUCGGAGCCUUAGCCACUGUUGGCCUUGGUGUUAUCCUCAUUCGUCUGGUACAACUUGGCCAUGCACACUUGCGCAAACUGCUGAGCAUCAAUGCCAGCGAGAAGGAGCAGAUCUAUUUUUCUCGCAACCACGUCGACUUGUGGCCAAAGAUAAAGAAACAGAUCAUCUACGCCCCAAUCUGGAGGAAGCGACACAACCGGGAGAUCAAGCUUUCCUCGGCGGUCAGUCUCGGCACCCUGCCCACAAGGCUGCAAAGUCUGCUUCUGGGCCUGUACGUGCUGGGCAAUGUUGUUUUCUGUGUAGCUCUCGACUACAGAGCCGAAAACAUGUAUGCCAUCCUUGCUGAACUCCGAGGACGGACCGGAGCUCUUGCGGCUGCAAACCUGGUGCCGCUUGUUCUCUUCGCGGGACGAAACAACCCCUUGAUAGUAUGGCUUCAGGUCAGCUUUGACACAUAUAUUCUCCUGCACCGAUGGACGGGGAGGCUGGUGGUUCUUGAGACCAUCAUCCACACAGCGGCUUGGGCGGUUGUUCAAGCUGCCAGCAAGAGGUGGGAUGGCGUGCUUGUUGAUCUGGGAGAUCCCUACAUGACUUGGGGGUCAGUCGCCGCCGUUGCCGCCGUUUGUCUCAUUUUGAUAAGCCCUGGACCUGUUAGGCACGCGUUCUACGAGACAUUCCUCAACAUCCACAUCAUACUCGCGGUUUUAUUCAUUCUGGGAACAUACCUUCACUGCAGUAUUCCUCACUUACCUGCGCUACCCUACGUCGUGACCGCCGGCGUUUUGUGGGCAGGAGAGCGCUUCCUUCGCAUUCUCUGGACCGCGAAGCGGAAUGUGUCCCGGGGAGGCUCGACCACAGCUGACAUCUCAGUGCUACCGGAUGGCGCGUGCCGAGUAACUCUUCACCUGCCGCACCACUUGCGCAUCGAUCCGGGAAUGCAUGCCUAUUUGCGCUUUCCCAAUUUGAGACCAUGGGAGUCGCAUCCUUUUUCAAUUGCCUGGCAUGAAGAGCAUACAAAAACAGACUCCGGUGCGUUGCGGCAUGUUGACUCUGCCGGUAGUAGGCUGGAGAAAACUACUCGACGCGUGCCAGCCCGCACCUCCGUCUCGUUUGUCAUCCAGGCCAGGACUGGUUUCACCCUGCAACUCUGGAAGUAUGCCCAAGAAAAUGCAUCUGUAGCAACGCUCUCAUGCCGCACCCACGCGUUUCUGGAGGGUCCAUACGGCGGACACCACAGUCUCGACUCAUACGGUCACGUUGUGCUUGUCGCUGGCGCGAGUGGUAUUACCCAUCAACUCUCCUAUAUUCGACACUUACUCGAUGGCCGUCAGAAAGGCAUUGUUGCGACCCGACGAGUUGUACUUGUGUGGGCGAUACGAAAAAUCUCCCAUCUGCAAUGGGCUGAGCCGUGGUUGAGCGGCUUGGUUGCAAUGUCCAGGGAAGCCGGCAUGUUCGAGGCCAGAGUGUAUGUUACCAGUCGAGAGGGCGUCUGGGCUCCCGAUGGAGCAGACAGCGAUAUCGAAAUAUUCUCGGGGAGGCCAAAUAUGGAACUAAUUAUUCGUGAACAAGUCAACUGUCAAGUUGGAUCCAUGUGCGUCACUGUAUGUGGCCCCGGAGGACUUGCUGAUGAUGUGAGACAAGCGACACGAGACGUUCAAACUUACGGCUCUGUUGACUUUAUCGAAGAGGCCUUCACGUGGUAG